AUGCGCACAGGACUCGGGUUCCAGUUUAACUCUGUUAGAUUCGCAAGCUCGAAGAAGGCGUGCCAGGGCGCCGAAAAAACUGAGCGUCCAGGAAGGCGUAGGCGCCAUCUCCAAAGUGGCCAGGAGACCCGCUGCAUGCCAAUGGGCCCGUUUGGGCAGCACACUAGCUCCUACAAUAUCAGGGCUGUGCACACAAAAACAGAGUCGGUAGUGGAGUUUUUGCAAAAAGGGCUUUCGCUCGACUCUCUUUAA
This is a messenger RNA of Ogataea haglerorum, 252 nucleotides long. RefSeq lists its product as uncharacterized. Bases 1 to 252 code for a protein of 83 amino acids. Lineage: Eukaryota; Fungi; Ascomycota; Pichiomycetes; Pichiales; Pichiaceae. The record is from RefSeq and is a predicted model, not a curated record. The transcript has 2 exons.